Molecule: messenger RNA, 2426 nt
Organism: Suillus bovinus
Lineage: Eukaryota; Fungi; Basidiomycota; Agaricomycetes; Boletales; Suillaceae
Exons: 14
Coding region: 1-2391 (796 amino acids)
Source: RefSeq, a predicted model, not a curated record
AUGCUUCAAGAACGUAAUUUGGAUGACCAUUUUGAUGACAAUGGUGAUUUUGGCUCUAGCAUCCUGGAUGGGUUCGAGUCAGUUGAUAUCAGUCAUGCCGGUGGUGAGUUUUAUGAACUUACAAGAGAAAUGAUGGGUAAUUUCUGGAAUGUAAAUACUCCAAGGUCCUCCCAGGUACGACGCCCAGACUACAGGACGAGGCGUGAUAGAACACGAUGCCGCACUGAGGCAUUUGACAACCAAAUGCCAGUGUUAGUACAUGCAUACCUUGACUGGCACCUCACCAACAGUGCCACCAAUGGCCAAGGCUUCUUUUCACACCGUGCUGCUGCUGCCCAUCAAGGGACCAUGGAUAUUAAUGCUGGAUCAAUUGCCGUGAAAGUUGUGGACAUGUUCUACGCUGAAAAGGUACCUUUAAUGAUACUCCCUACUGACUUGUUCUUAGCUUCGGCACUUGUUCAUCAGGGAGUCAUACCCUGCUCUCCAAUCAGUCCCUCUACAGGCAUAACUAUAGAGUCUCUUGACUUUUACCGCAUUGCCCGUCAAUGCAACCCUCAUUUCUCAAUUCAGGCAUAUGUUCAAUUUCACUUGUAUCUCUCACGACAAUUUUCAAUCGCACUCAAUGUAUACCUUCAGAUUCUCACCAAUGUCGAUACUCUGCUUCACGAAGCAAUUGGACGACAGGACCCUGACUGGCGCCUAAAGCAUUGCUGUCCUGCAUGCACAUACACUCUUCAAGAUGAAGUCUCAUUACAAUUCAAAAUCCUUUUCACGAUGGAUGGUAAUGAUUCCCUCAAGCGAGUAUUGAAAAAAGUGUCACACGAUUCAGAUGCCGACGACUUAGACAACAUGGAGAGCAGGGCAACGCAACACUCCUCUGAGCUGCCCACUACGCAAUAUGACAACCCUUGUAUUGGACGAUGGAAAAACAUGCAGGAUGACAAGACAAAGAAGAUGUGGGAUGUUUUCGACGAGUCUGGUAUCUUCUUAGCUGUCUGUCAUAUGAUUCAGAGUGGCGAACAGGCAAAAUAUCCUCUAGCCAUUGUCUCCAAGCUCUUAGAUGUCUUUGGGAGGGAUUUGGGCGGCAGUUAUGACAUUGGCUGUCGGUUCAAAACCACCCUGCAUCAGAGUAUCCUGGGACAACGUGCUCGCAAACUUAACUACACUUCACUUGACCUCGAGGGUUGUGAGCGAACAUUCUCGAAGUCCAAUGCACUCGCUUCCUCUGUGCAAUAUGCAAGCACCUUUCACCGCCGUCAGACAAUCACACAUUAUUUUCAGCACAAUGACGACUUCGAAACUUUUGCAAAUCUUACAACAUUUCUCUACAAUAACUAUAAGCAAGCUCUCGACAUCCUUCAUGAUGGUCAGAAGACCUUGCCAAAGCUCAUGCAUGAGCUUGGUGUGACAGAUCCAAGUGUCUUCGAUUCUUGGUUGGCCGAGGAGCGCACUUAUCUGCUGUCAUUGAAUCAUGAGCCUGAACGUGAGACCCUUGAAAUGGAAUAUUGGCAGAAGUUGGUAAAUUUAUCCACUAGCAAAAUAGAGCUCAAUGCUGCAAGUGCGGCAUGGGCUGUUUCGACACUGAGUACUGUGCAAUUUGGAGCUCAUGAUAUUGACCUGAAGAUGGUCCAGGAACUCAAAGGCAAGCUUAACAUCACUCGUGGAUGGGUGCCCAAAGACCAGGAGUGGAAGGAUGCAGGGUGUCUUGUUGCUAAUUGCAAAUUACAGUGUGUGCUUGAUCACUUAGAGGGUUUAGUUGUUGCUCGAAUAUUUGAGCUGUCGAAAAUGAAUCGAGCAGGCACAGGGUAUAAACUAUGCAAACAUAUUGGAAAAGCCCUACAGGCUCGAUCAGCGGCUAUCCAUACAGUAGUCAAGUAUGCCUUUCUCUCUGACUUUGACCUCCUCCGUGAUGCACAUCAAGAUGUAUCACAGCAUCCUUGGGCAACACCAACAGGCCGCCUCACCAUGGAUACUUACUUCAAGAUGCGCCGUGCGCAGGAGGAGAUCCAGCAUCUCAAUGUGGAGAUCAGACGAGUAGCUACAUACUUGCGCGAUGAGAACAAGCACUUACUCAGGUGCGAAAAUCAACUUAAACCUCUGCAUCCUGCGCUCGCUCAUCAAGUGGGUUUGCAUCGCAAGGAAAUAAGCAUGCUGGAAGGCUUUACGGGGAGCAUCACACCAGGCACAAGCAUUGAACAAGGACCUGGUUCCAGCACGAGCAUCCCCACUGUGUGCAUUCCCUCUAUACUCACUCGUAAUGGUCUCUCAAUGCCGCAGGAAGGUGCAGAUGACUUGGAGGAGGACCUCAAGGAAGAAGAGGAUACUGAGGUCGAUAGUGAAGAGCAUGCUCGCAUUCUUGAAGACAUUCUGCAGGUGACUUCAGACAUUUAAUUAUGUUUAGCGUGAUAUACACUGUAUUUGGGCUG